This is a messenger RNA of Acanthamoeba castellanii str. Neff, 732 nucleotides long. RefSeq lists its product as uncharacterized. The record is from RefSeq and is a predicted model, not a curated record. Lineage: Eukaryota; Discosea; Longamoebia; Acanthamoebidae. The transcript has 7 exons. The coding region runs from base 1 to 732 and encodes 243 amino acids.
AUGCAGACCCUUCUUGGGGACAUCAAGAAGGCCACCAAGUACGCGCUCUGGUUCGGCGAUCGCUCCAACAGUGCCUCCUACCUGCGCAAUGCGCGCUCGAUGCCCGACGAUGAGCACAAGCCAGUGUUUCGGCGCACAUUCCUGAAUGCAGCGGUCGAGUACUUGCCCAUCACCCGCCGCACACCACUGUCUGUUCGUGAGAAGGAAGCCAGCGCCAUGCGGGCCAUGAGGGCCAGGGAAGAUGUAAACAACUACAAGAAGUCCAUGGAAGAGCGCCUGGAGGACAUUCAGCGACCAAAGUCCCUGGCCGAGUGGGGAGGAUUUGUUGAAGCGCGCAUCAGAGAAGACAUGGACAACUUUCAGGGUUCAUCCGUCAACCUGAUGGAGCUAUGCAAUCAACCAGAGUACAACAAUCCGUACCUGGAUAGCACCACGCGCAUCAUGUACCGCAUCAUGAAGAAGAAUGACUUCCUGCCCUAUUGGCUGCAGCUGGAUAAGGACAUCAAGCACGAACUGAACGAGCUGCGGCGCGAGCUGGCCGACUUGAAGCAGCAGUGGAGGCGCGAGUUCGAGGACAGCCGCACGUGGAAGAAUGACGCCACGCAGGCACGGCUGGCGAAGAAGGUGAAGAAGCUCAACGGCCAGAUCCUCAACUUUAACCUUGCGGCGCCCCACAUGAACUUCCAGAAGUUCUUCAUCGACCUCAACCAAGAGGUCGCCGCCCUCGAGUGA